This is a messenger RNA of Hyalella azteca, 3425 nucleotides long. RefSeq names its product signal transducer and activator of transcription 5B. Gene Ontology annotation, biological process: regulation of transcription by RNA polymerase II; regulation of cell population proliferation; defense response. Bases 177 to 2423 code for a protein of 748 amino acids. Gene Ontology annotation, molecular function: DNA-binding transcription factor activity, RNA polymerase II-specific; RNA polymerase II cis-regulatory region sequence-specific DNA binding. The record is from RefSeq and is a predicted model, not a curated record. The transcript has 19 exons. Lineage: Eukaryota; Metazoa; Arthropoda; Malacostraca; Amphipoda; Hyalellidae.
GAUCAUUUUGCAAUCUUUUCCUACUUACUACAGCUUCUAACGUGAUCAAUGCCUGCCACGUAGGAACCAGAAGCUUCAUUAUUUCAAUCCUGUUCCUGUUUAACCACCCUGAAACCUCAUUCAACUAUUUUUUUAUAUUGUUUGUCCCCUUGAGUUGAUAGUUUCAGAUCACCAGAAUGACGCUGUGGGCUAAGACCCAACAGCUUCCUGAAGAAGCACAGUUUAAGGUUAAAGCUGCUUACAGAGAGCACCAGUUUCCUAUAGAAGUUCGUCACUACAUGGCUGCAUGGAUUGAGGAUAAAAUGCAACAAUGGAGUGAAGUGGACAUCAGUAAUGCUGCCAAUGUUCAACUCGCCCAAGCCCUCAUGUCAGAACUGCUGCAGGAAAUUGAGUGCAAGCUCAAACACGAGCAGGACUUCCCCAAGAGGACACGACUGGAGGAUGCCGUGUUGCACUUCACUGCGCAGUACUCCAACAACCCUCUUGCCCUCAUCUCCAUCAUGAGAACAUGCCUCAACAUUGAGCUCAACCUUGUGCGCCAGCAUGAGAUGAACGGAGGUGCAGCACUCCCCCCAGCAGGAGGCUCCCCCGGUGUUCCCACCAAGGGUACCCACGAGGAGAUCAUGGAGCAGCUUGCCGCCCUAACCCAGCGCACCAACGACACCGCCAAUGACGUCAGGUUCCUGGAGCAGGAGCAGGAGAGCUUCUGCCUGCACUACCACAACUGCGCCAAGACUAAGGCACAGCUGGCACACCUCAGCAGCCAGCUGCCCAUGACGGCACUGUUGCAGGACACGGUGAGGAAGCUGGAGCGUCAAAAGCAGUCGGAGGAACAGGACCUCAGCACCAAGGUGAACGGUCUGAUCCAGAAGCGGAUGGCGUUGGUGCAGAAGCUGCAAGGGACGCUGGACGCGCUGACGGGGCUGCAGCAGCGCGUGCUGGACCACGAGCUCAUCAGCUGGAAGAGAGAGCAGCAGAUGGCGGGCAACGGCAAGCCCUUUGAUGAGAACAGACUCAACCUUAUACAGGAGUGGUGCGAGCACCUGGCUGAGAUCAUCUGGCAGACGCGUCACCAGAUCAAGGAGUGCGAGCGCCAGUGCAGGAAGCUGCCCCUCUCCCCCACGGGGGGCGUCGACCUCCUGCCCUCCCUCGACCAGCACGUCACGCGCCUCCUGUCCUCCCUUGUCACCAGCACGUUCAUCAUCGAGAAGGAGCCGACGCAGGUGCUGAAGACCAACACUAAGUUCCAGGCCACCGUCCGCCUCCUGGUGGGGGGCAAGCUCAACGUGUAUAUGACCCCUCCACAGGUGAGCGUGUCCAUCAUCAACGAGCAGCAGGCGAACAUGUUGCUCAAGAAUGACCUCAUGGGCAAGGACGAGCAGAGCGGCGAGAUCCUGAACUGCACCGGCACCAUGGAGUAUACCCAGACCACACGGCAGCUGUCUGUCAGCUUCCGCAACAUGCAGCUGCGUAAGAUCAAGCGCGCUGAGAAGAAAGGCACCGAGUGCGUCAUGGACGAGAAGUUUGCGCUGCUCUUCCAGUCACAGUUCAGCGUGGGAGGCGGCGAGCUGGUCUUCCAGGUAUGGACACUGUCGCUGCCGGUGGUGGUGAUAGUGCACGGCAACCAGGAGCCCCACGCCUGGGCCACCAUCCUGUGGGACAACGCCUUCAGCGAGCAGGGGCGCGUCCUCUUCACCGUACCCGACAAGUAUAAAUUGAACCCCGACCUGAGCGACUACUCCGGCAUGAGUCUGAGCUGGGCUCAGUUCUGCAAAGAACCUCUGCCUCUACAGGACCGCAACUUCACCUUCUGGGAGUGGUUCUUCCAGAUCAGGAAGGUCAGGCUAGGAGUGGUUCUUAGGCGCCCUGUUGCAGUUUACAGUCUCGUAGGCGUGGUUGGUUGUUGGACUUUCUUCCUCCAAACUCCUCCUUCUGGUCUUGAUAUAGACAUGCGGGACGUGUUCAUGCUCCAGCCCUUCACCUCCAAAGACUUCUCCAUCCGCUCCCUGGCUGACCGCAUCUCCGACCUGGAGUACCUCAACUACCUGUACCCCAACAUACCCAAAGACAAGGCGUUCUCGCGCUACUACACACCGGCGGGCGACUGCACGCGCCCCCUUAACGGAUACGUGCGAGCCAACGUCGUCACCCACGUGCCUGGGUUUCCUCGUCACGGGGGCAUGGGGGACUGGAGCUCCCCCAGCACACCGGCCCCCGUGGGCUCCCCUCCCCCCCACCCCGGGGGUGCGGCCACCGACCAAACAUCUGGUCUACAGAUGCAACUACCACCCGGAGUCUUCACUGACCAGGAAUUUCUAGAAACAAUCGACGGUCUUCCUGAUGAAGACUUCAGCGACAUCCCCAUCGACUUCCUCAACGCAAUAAACUUCAACGGCAACAACUUCAACAUGGACAUCCAGUAACGAGAGCUUCCCAGAGCCACAGUCUUCGUCGAAUUUCAUGGUUUUGACAAUAAGACAGUUUGCGAGCGUCUUAUAGGUUGUUGAUGAGGGCACUUUAAUGUUAAAGUUACUUGUGGUCAAUCAACGGAAAUGAGUCUCUCAUUUUCAAGUUACCAAACAUGUUAUGUGACCUUGUGCCUAGCAUUGAAUGUUGCAAGGUUCGUUACUCAUAUUUUGUCUUAAGAAUGAAAAGAUUUUCGGCUUCUAUUUCAGUACCAAGCAUAUCUCGUAAAUUUUUAAUUAUUAACAAUUAGAAUUGAUAAUUCUCUGGAGAGUUGCUUUCUGUCUCGUUGCUAUGCAGGAUAUACAGAGCUAAGCAUGACUAUCACAGAUUUUAAUUACUGUUGCAACAAUCAUUUUUAUCGAAAAGAUUUUAAUGACGGUAUUUUUGCGUCUAUAUGGCACCGAAAUGGAUUUAGAUAAAGAAACAACGGUAGGGACUGAUGUCCAUCUGCUUGACUGGAUGAUUUGAACCCAAAUCACUUGACUUUUGUUGAGAAGAAUAGUUCAUUGUUUGUUGUACAGAUGCUAGGCUAAUUAUUGAUAAGAUGUCGAGUUAUUGUACCGCCAGAACAUAUAUUGUAUUGUUGGAAUCCGAAUUGUAUUGCUAGAAAGCUAACUGUAUCGCUAGCACGUAAAUUAUAUCGCAUUAACAUUUCCUAGCAAACACACGUCGAAACUUUCUCGUCCCGCCGCGUGUUGGGCAUCACUGCCUUGGGUGCAAGAGGAAUGCUUUGUGCUGGAGGAAUGAGUCAUGGGUGAGGCGUGGUAUGCUGGAGGAACGAGGCGUGGUGUAAUGGAGGAAUGAGGCGUGAUGUGCUGGAGGAAUGAGUCAUGGGUGAGGGGUUGUGUGCUGGAGGAACGAGGCGUGGUAUGCUGGAGGAACGAGGCGUGGUAUAAUGGAGGAAUGAGGCGUGAUGUGCUGGAGGAAUGAGUCAUGGGUGAGGGGUUGUGUGCUGGAGG